Molecule: messenger RNA, 517 nt
Organism: Hyphopichia burtonii NRRL Y-1933
Lineage: Eukaryota; Fungi; Ascomycota; Pichiomycetes; Serinales; Debaryomycetaceae
Exons: 1
Coding region: 1-489 (162 amino acids)
Source: RefSeq, a predicted model, not a curated record
AUGUUGUCUAUUAGAUAUAAUUCGGCCAAGUCAAUCGGUAUCAACUUAAGUUUCAGGAGAACUUUCUUCUUGUUCAAUUAUUUUGGACAAAAAAUCAUUUAUCCACCAGACGUUAAGAAUAUAACUACUGAGAAUAGGCUAUUUCCAACUUAUAUUGAGUCAAAUAACGAACUUCACAACCAUUUAUUAUUCAAAUACCCGUUAAUAUUGAACUUUACUUAUCCUGGAGAUAAGAAUUGCAAUAAGUUAACCAAACCAUUAUUUGACGUUUUAAGUGAUUCUAAAAAGUACCCAUCAAAUUCCCCUGCGGUUGGCUUGGUGAACAUUUCUUGUGAUACUGAAGGAGGAAGAGACAUAAUGAGUACUUAUGCUAUUAAUAAAGUACCUACUUUACUCUUAUUGCAAAAACAAAUGCCUACUGAUAAAUUUCAACCAAAUUUAGAUACUUUCAAAGAAUCUGAUUUAAUUGAAUGGAUUAAAUCCAUAUAGUAUAUACAUUAAUAUAUUUACAAGUAAU